Miscanthus lutarioriparius is the source of this 1140-nucleotide messenger RNA. NCBI's taxonomy places the organism in Eukaryota, Viridiplantae, Streptophyta, Magnoliopsida, Poales, Poaceae. The record is from the annotation of a GenBank genome assembly.
AUGAAGCUCGUCCACCGCAACCUCGUCCGCAACGGGCCUGGCUCCGUCAAGUUGGUGCCAGAGGAGGAGGACGACUUGUGGCACGCUUACAACCUCAUUGCUAUCGGUGACAACCUCCAGGCCGUCACCGUUCGGAAAGUGCUGAGAGAGGUGGCAUCUGGAGGACGUGAUGCCGAGCGUGUGAAGCUUAAGUUAGAAAUUGUAGUUGAGUCUGUAGACUAUGACAAGGAGGGAUCUGUCUUACGUGUGCGUGGAAAAAAUAUCACUGAGAAUGAUCAUGUGAAGAUUGGCCAGUUCCACACGUUAGAGCUUGAGCUGAAGAGACCUUUUGUUCUACAAAAGGAAAUUUGGGAUUGGCUGGCACUUGAGACCAUCCAGCAAGCAUGUGAUCCUGCUGCAAGUGCUGAUCUAGCAGUUAUUCUCAUGCAAGAAGGACUUGCCCACCUAUUCCUCAUUGGCAGAAGCAUAACAGCAACCCGGGCACGUAUUGAAACAUCAAUUCCUAGGAAGCAUGGCCCUGCAAUUGCUGGCUAUGAGACGGCCCUCAAGAAGUUCUUUGAGCAUGUUUUGCAAGCAUUGCUGAAACACAUUGAUUUUGAAGUAGUCCAGUGUGUUGUAAUUGCAAGCCCAGGUUUUACGAAGGAUCAGUUUCGUGAUUAUUUGUUUCUUGAAGCUGCACGGCGAGAUUUAAGAGUAAUAAUUGAGAACAAGCAACGCCUUGUUCUGGCACAUGCAACAUCAGGUUACAAGCAUAGUUUGAAGGAAGUUUUGGAUACCCCAGGUGUGAUGGCACUGAUAAAAGAUACAAAAGCAGCACAGGAGGUCCGAGCUCUGCAGGAUUUCUUCAAUAUGCUUACUAAUGACCCAGCUCGUGCUUGUUAUGGUCCAAAGCAUGUUGAGAUUGCACAUGAACAGUAUGCUGCUGUCCAGACUCUUUUAAUAACUGAUACUUUGUUUCGGAACACUGACAUUGCUACGAGGCAAAAGUAUGUGAACUUGGUUGAAAAUGUCAAGAAAAGUAAUAGCACAGUGCACAUAUUUUCCUCAAUGCAUGUCUCUGGCGAACAGUUAGCGCAACUGACAGGAAUAGCAGCUAUACUUCGUUUUCCCCUUCCUCAGCUAGAGGACAUCGAGAUGUGA